This is a messenger RNA of Hypanus sabinus (Atlantic stingray), 1658 nucleotides long. RefSeq names its product surfeit 4 (gene surf4). NCBI's taxonomy places the organism in Eukaryota, Metazoa, Chordata, Chondrichthyes, Myliobatiformes, Dasyatidae. Bases 117 to 926 code for a protein of 269 amino acids. Gene Ontology annotation, biological process: Golgi organization. Gene Ontology annotation, cellular component: endoplasmic reticulum; endoplasmic reticulum-Golgi intermediate compartment; membrane. The record is from RefSeq and is a predicted model, not a curated record. The transcript has 6 exons.
CUGCUGUGUGUUCUGGGAGACAGACGGACUCGGCCCCGCCUCCCCAAUCGGUGGGAGCGGGGAUCACUUCCGGUGGGGAGCCCGGGCGGCGGGAGCGCGGCAUCGGCAGCGGCACCAUGGGUCACACCGAUAUCAUGGGAGCGGCGGAGGACAUCGCCGACCAGUUUCUGCGAAUGACCAAGCAGUAUCUGCCGCAUCUUGCCAGAUUGUGUCUAAUAAGUACCUUCCUGGAGGAUGGAAUUCGGAUGUGGUUUCAGUGGAACGAGCAGCGGGAUUACAUUGAGGUCACCUGGGGCUGUGGCUACUUCCUGGCUACCUGCUUUGUGCUGAUUAAUCUAUUCGGGCAAUUAGGGGGAUGCAUCCUGAUAUUAAGUAGAAAUUUUGUACAAUAUGCCUGCUUUGGACUAUUUGGGAUUAUAGCAUUACAGACUAUCGCCUACAGCAUUUUAUGGGAUCUGAAGUUCCUGAUGAGGAACCUCGCACUUGGGGGUGGCUUGCUGCUGUUGCUUGCUGAGUCCCGGUCGGAAGGUAAAAGCAUGUUUGCUGGAGUUCCAACAAUCAAGGAGAGUUCGCCGAAACAGUACAUGCAACUCGGAGGCCGGGUGCUGCUCGUCCUGAUGUUCAUGACCUUGCUGCACUUCAACUCCAGUUUCUUCUCAAUUAUCCAGAAUGUCGUGGGAACAGGAUUGAUUGUCUUGGUGGCGAUUGGAUUCAAAACCAAGCUGGCAGCUCUAACCCUGGUCAUCUGGCUUUUCAGCCUCAAUCUCUACUUCAAUGCAUUCUGGACUGUCCCCACCUACAAGCCCAUGCAUGACUUCCUCAAGUAUGACUUCUUCCAGAGCAUGUCUGUGAUUGGAGGGCUGCUCCUUGUGGUGGCCCUGGGCCCUGGUGGUGUAUCCAUGGAUGAAAAGAAGAAAGAGUGGUGAUUGGUGUCACGUCUCCAAAGCCACAGCCCUUUCAUCUCCCUUCUUUCCCUGCUCUCUCUUCUCUGUUCCCUCAACAUACCCCUCUUUCCUCUCCCCAGUGAACACUAUUUUGUACUGUUUGUGUGAUUUUACCCAGACUUCAGUGUAUUUGCAUAUUCAGGGUAUAUAAUGCUCCACCAUUCAUUUUGGUAACAUCACAAAACAGAGCCUUAAUCUUUGAUUUCACCCACUGAAAAAUAAAUUAAGAUGUCACCAUAAGACCUAUUCAUAGUUCACACUUUAAAUAUUGUGUGAUUCUGUAAUAGAGUGAGCCCACCCCCUUAAAAAAUGAAGUAAACUCACAAUUUUGGCUCCGGCUGUUGUGGAGUGAGCUCUCUUUAUAUAUUUGUGUCUUAAGAAGAAUUGAGAGAAGGUAUUGAAAAUUUUCCUGUUCUCUUAGGUUGCAAUCUGCGACUGUCUGACAGAAGUCUUAAUUACUGUAGAUUACAUUUCAGUAUAAUGGUUACAUUCUCAAAAAGGGUUGCAACAAUUUCUCUUAAUACAAAAGAACACUAAAUAUACCAUAGUUGUGUACCCUAUCUUAUCUCCUACCCGGACAGCUUUUGUACACAAGAUAAUAAUUAGGAUUGGGAGAUCUGGUUAAAAAUUAAUGUAUCCAUUUGGAUUGAUAUUUUUAAUUGUAUGUUACAUUUACACUGCCAACCAAAGCUCUUUACCCACCCCCCCCCACCC